GGUCUGAUGGGAACUCAGGCACAGAGAGAGCAAGAGUGUCAGAGUGAGAGAGGCAAGGAGGUUGCUGAAUGACUGUCAAGCCUGUCAACCAGGUGGACUUAGGAGCAGUUUGGCUGGAAUUAAAACAAUGACAUAUUUGUGUUUGUGUUGCUGAGUGUGGAACUGGAUUGCACCUGAUCAUCACUGACUGAGAGGGAACCUCGGGGGGCUCUGUGGACUCCACAACUAGACGUGACAGAGUGGAAUUUCCCUCCUCUUCCCUGGCUGAGCCGGGGGCAGAUGGUCGCUCUGAGAGUUUGAGCAGAACUCAGGAAGGAAAGUGAGGGAAGGGUGGGAGGAGGUCCAGAGAGGGAGAGGGAGAGGAAGAGAAGCGAGGAGUGGACAGAAGAGGAGACAUGCUUCGCUACGGUUCAGGACGAAGUGUUUCCACCACCACCACCACAACAGAGGACUCUCCAGAGCCUUCAAGUGAGAGGAGGAUCAGACGCCUCAGGUUAACUCUACAUGCGGGGGAUCAUGAAAACAAGAAGCCAGGAACUGCAAACUCAGACACAGCUGAGAAAGAGAAGGAUGUCAAUGGGGCAUGGAAGAAGAAGAAUGGGCUGAUCCAAAGAGAGAGGCCAGCUGGCAGGGAGUCACCUCAGCAGCACCUUGGAGACAUGACCAAUGGGGUGCCAGAGACCUCGCUGCAGCAUCAUGGGCCCAAAGUGUACGGCGUUGUGCAAACGAUGGGAUCAGACACACAGCAGGAGGUGAUGGCGCGUGAGUGGACGGUCAGUCACCUUCACGAUGAGAUGAAGUACAUCAGGGAGGUGAGAGAUUCUUUAGAGAAGGUGAGAGAGCGGAUGUACGGGCAAUUCGGAGGAAUGCAGCAAUCAAUGAAGAACCUUUCGCAGGAAAUCAGGGCUGCCAAUUCACAGCGAAGGAGUCUGGAGUCAGAGGUGAGGAUCCGGACGACAGCCAUGGAGAGCUUUGAUCAGAUGAACAGCUCCCUUAUAUCUGCUAACAUCAGCCUGCAGAAAUCCCUUCUGGAGAACUGUCAGAACAGAGUGGACAGGAGAGAGGAGGUGAAGAGUUUGCGAAGCACCUGUGAGAAAACACAAGAAAAACUCAGAGAUAAGGAGAAGGAGCUGGCUGCCGCACAGGCUGAAAACCAGACUUUGAGGCUACAGGUGGAGUCUUCACGGGAGGCCAACACUCAGGCGCUGCAGGAGCUCUCAGCAAAGCUACAGCAGGAGUAUGAGGAAAAGCUGCAGGAGGAACAAUGGAAACACAGGGAGGAGAUUGAAAACCUACAGGCUCAACUCGAUGAGUACAUCAGGCGACUAGAGGAAGCAGAGAGCAACAUCAAGAUUGCAGAAGCCAAGAUUGCUGAGAGGGACCAGAGGAUCCUAGAAGUGGAGCGUCUACUGGACUGUAUGGGGAAAGAAAAGAGUCAACUCCAAAAAAAGCUGCAGGAAUCUGAACAGCGUCUCCGCUUGUUGGAGCUGACGGACAAAACUGAUGCAACUGCAGCCAAACGGUCCAAGGAGCUGCAGUCUGAAACUGUGGAUCUCCGUGAGAGAAUCAAACACUUGAACGACAUGGUGUUCUGCCAGCAGCGGAAAGUCAAAGGAAUGAUUGAGGAGGUUGAAUCACUGCGAACUAAAGUGGCUCAGAAGGAUAUGUUCAUCUCGGAGCUUCUGGACAGAAUUGCAAUAGUGGAGUGUGAGAAUAAUGAAUUAGAAGACAAGCUGAAGUAUUUUAUGUCCACACAGAAUAGGCCACGAGAGUUUUUGGAAACCAGGGAGAUAGGAGUAGGCUGUGAUCUGCUCCCCAGACAUGAAGCACAGAGGCAUGAUGUUCAGCGUGAACCAACUCAUCUCCAUCCCAUACAACACCCACCACUUCUUCCACCUCCAUCAUCAGUGAAACCUCCAUCACCAAUGAAACCUCCAUCACCCACUCAACCCUCAUCUCCCAGACAACGUCCACCCCCUAUACAACCUCUAUCUCCCACACAACCUUCAUCUCCCAUACAACCUUCAUCCCCUACAUCCCCCAUUCAACAUCCAUUCCACUACCUGACAACACCCACCCAACCAAGGACAUUUAAGUCUAAUACCCCUCCGCCCAGCAGGCUGGAUUCCAGUUUACUGAGGUACACUCCUGUCCAGUACAGCCGCUUCCUGCAGUCCAAUCCCUCAGUAACAAGUGGGACAUUCUCCUACACUCGUCCGCCUGCAUCAGAGUCUCUUGCGAGUCCGGUCUCAUCCGGGAGAGAUCAGGUGGACGCAGACACAGACACACAAUCAAGUCCAGAUGAAUCCACUUCAUCCUUGUCCUCUUCUCGUCCAAGAUCGAGAGCCCCUCAAGUUUAUUCACCAUUCAUGAAACUAAUGGAAAUAACAGCAAAUAUUAAAAUAGAGCUCACAGUGAUGUCCUCGUCGUGGACAGAGCGCCAGGGACAGGUGGGAGACCUCAGACAGCAGAGAAAAGAAGACCUCCGAGAACUGCUCCUGCGACAGGAGAAGAUACUCUCUAACCAGAGGUUAGUACAGACUCUUCCUGACAAAGGGAAGAAGAUCAAAGAGUUUGCAGAGAAAGUGCGCCUUGCCAUUGAACACCACGAUGAAGAGGAGAGGAGACAGAGCUCGGUGUUUGCUGCCAGGAAAGAGUUACAGUCCAAGUACCAGCAGGCUUUCACUACCCAACAACGUGCUAUCCCCCACAUACCAGCAGCCUCCCACCAAAACAGGCAAAGUGAGGCUGCUGCAGGCGAUGCGAUGCAGGAGACCUCACCUGCCUCAGCUGAUGUGCAGGAAAACAACUCUUUGGAUGAGCCACAGGAGCAGUUUUUGUCUAGAGCAGCUGCUGGUGAAACCAUGGAGACCACUGCUGCUGGGUCCUCUCUGAACUCUGAUGAGACAAAAGAGGGUGACCUUGUGGAGGCCUUAGAAAGGGUCAGACUGUCUGAAACGUCCAAAGACCCAUUAAACAGCACAGCAAGAGACAAUUACUUUCUCAAACAGCAGAUACCAAAAAAGCCUCACUAUGUAACUGUCCUGGAAAGAACAGAGAAUACUUCAACUCACAGAAGGCAAAAAUUCAAACCAAAUCAGCUGUCCCACAGAAGUGACAUCUCUCCCUCAGGAUCCUCAUCACCGAGUCAGUCCUCUGAAGGCUCAUCACCUCUGUCUGCACAAGCCAAGAAGGAGCGGGACAGAAAACACCUGGAUGACAUCACUGCUGCAAGACAGCCUCUUCUCCAUUACAGUCCAGCCCAGCUUCUGUCUCUGGAUGAGUCGGCUGUCCUCCUGAAGGAACAAGCCAAGAAGCAACUCGAGUUGCAGGCCAAGCUGGCAGCCCAGAAACUGUCUGAGGGACUGAAGAUCUCUAUGGGGAGCUACACUCCUGAUGGUGGCCCCAUGGCUGCCUACAGAGAGGUUCACGAUGAAGGAGCCCAGCUCUCCUCAGAGGAAGACUGAUCCUGGAAGGCCAGAGCUGGGGAAACCAGUGUGACCUUGGCCCUGAGGGAAACAGGCUUUGGACCUUGCAAUCGGGACCCAUCAAACAGGAUUUUCCCUCCAAGGACAAGGAUUCUUAAGAGAGGAAAAGGGUCUUUGCACGGUGUGAAGGCAGUGUUGGUAUCCCAGACUCAGCUCAGGAAAUUGAAUGGCAGGUUGAGAAACUAGCUUACUUAGUUCUCAUUCAGUCUGUAUUGGCCUCAGUUGUUUCAGUGUCCUUCAGGAAUAAUAAUACUUGCUGUUGAAUAGGAGUUUUUAUAUUCACAAUUUUAAGCAAAUGUUUCUUGUCAGUAUACUGAAACUGAUGAUGUCAUGGUUUUUUGAGCCUGAGGGUAUUGUGUAUUGUAUGAUGAUUUUUUAUUUUAGUGUGUUAAAGAUUAUAUGCACUUAAACCUUAACAGGAGGUGUAGCAGACUGUUUUGGCACAAUGGUAACCGUUUACAGUUUUGUCCAGAAAAAUAAACAUGAGAUUGGAGAUUUAAUUAUUACAAAAUGUGUAACAGAAUUUAAUAAAAAAGAUCUGAUUUCCCAAA
Morone saxatilis (striped sea-bass) is the source of this 4039-nucleotide messenger RNA. RefSeq names its product rootletin-like. Gene Ontology annotation, cellular component: nucleus; intracellular anatomical structure. The transcript has 18 exons. The coding region runs from base 396 to 3467 and encodes 1023 amino acids. Gene Ontology annotation, molecular function: transcription elongation factor activity. The record is from RefSeq and is a predicted model, not a curated record. NCBI's taxonomy places the organism in Eukaryota, Metazoa, Chordata, Actinopteri, Moronidae. Gene Ontology annotation, biological process: transcription elongation by RNA polymerase II; intracellular signal transduction.